Dothidotthia symphoricarpi CBS 119687 is the source of this 186-nucleotide messenger RNA. RefSeq lists its product as uncharacterized. The annotation marks the transcript as partial. The record is from RefSeq and is a predicted model, not a curated record. NCBI's taxonomy places the organism in Eukaryota, Fungi, Ascomycota, Dothideomycetes, Pleosporales, Dothidotthiaceae. The transcript has a single exon.
GAAAGUCCAUGGCGUUACCUCGUUCUACACCCUGGUCAAACUAUAUACCUCGAAGCCGGCACUACGUACGUUUUGUUCCGUCUCCAAAACACGCCAACCCUCAUGUUUGGCGGUCAUGGGAUGCAGUGGACUAGGAUAGGAGACUGGGUGAAAAUUAUGCAGGAACAGAUGAGAAACGCAGCGAUU